UAGCACAAAGACAAGACACAGCCCUCCCUCACUUCUAGAAAUCUCUGUCCCUGCCCAUGGAAUCUCCCUGCUGGUUAGUCAUGAAAAGUCCAUGAAGGGCCCGGACCAUUUGCAUAGCAGCAAAGCCAACUUUGGCCACAUCUCCUAAGCCAUCUCAGGGUCUGGCUCAGCUAUUGCAUCACAUGCCUCCAAAAGGUGGAGAAACUGAGAACAUCUGCUGCCACCUGGAUUUGCCUGGACACUGCCUGGGACACCUGGCUCUAAUCCUCACACAUCAUCACCCCAGGAGGACUCUCACUGCAUGGUGACAUCCAAAGGUGUCUUAGGAGGUGGCCUGCUCCAGGAGUUUCAGGGAAGCCUUACUGGAGGUUUCUGUGGAGUGCAGGGCAUUCCUGCCUAUCUAUAUAGCUGUUUUCAGGCGCCACCUUCCAGGGAAGGUGUGGAGCUCUACUGUGCGAGCCAUGAAGAAUCGGUUUGUGGUGCUGGGCCUGGUGGCCGUGGUUCUGGUAUUUGUCAUCAUCAGCCUGUGCAUCUGGCUGCCCUACACUUCUAGGAAGCCGGACCAUGUGUACUCCAGGGCAGCAGUGGCCACAGACGCCAAGCGCUGUUCAGAGAUUGGAAGGGACAUGCUACAGGAAGGUGGCUCCGUGGUGGAUGCAGCCAUCGCAAGCCUGCUGUGCAUGGGGCUCAUAAAUGCUCAUAGCAUGGGCAUCGGGGGCGGCCUGUUCUUCACCAUCUACAACAGCACCACACGGAAAGCCGAGGUUAUCAAUGCCCGUGAGGUAGCUCCCAGGCUGGCCAGCGUCAACAUGUUCAACAGCUCGAGAGACUCUGAAGAAGGUGGCCUUUCAGUGGCAGUUCCUGGUGAAAUCCGUGGCUACCAGCUAGCACACCAACGGCAUGGGCGACUACCCUGGGCUCGCCUCUUCCAGCCCAGCAUUGAGCUGGCCCGCCAUGGCUUCCCUGUGGGCAAGAGCUUGGGAAUGGCCCUGGAGAAAAAACGAGAAGUCAUUGAGCAGACACCUGCCUUGUGCGAGGUGUUCUGCCGGCAAGGAAAGGUGCUUCGGGAAGGAGAGAUAGUGACUAUGCCAAGGCUGGCAAAUACGUUGCAGGUACUGGCCCAGGAAGGUGCCCAGGCCUUCUACAAUGGGAGCCUCACAGCCCAGAUUGUGAAGGACAUUCAGGAGGCUGGAGGCAUUAUGACAGCUGAGGACCUGAAUAACUACCGUGCUGAGCUGAUUGAAGAUCCGAUGAGCGUCAGCCUUGGGGACUUGACACUGUAUGUGCCCAGUGCCCCACUCAGCGGGCCAGUCCUGGUUCUCAUCUUGAAUAUCCUCAAAGGAUACAACUUCUCUCCGAAGAGUGUGGCAACUCCCGAGCAGAAGGCACUGACGUAUCACCGUAUCGUGGAGGCCUUUCGGUUUGCCUAUGCCAAGAGGACCCUGCUUGGUGAUCCAAAGUUUGUCAGUGUGUCUCAGGUGAUCCGCAACAUGAGCUCCGAGUUCUUUGCUGCUCAGCUUCAAGCCCGUAUCUCCGAUGGAACCACUCAUCCAACCUCCUACUAUGAUCCUGAAUUCUACAGUCCUCAUGACGGGGGCACUGCUCACCUGUCUGUGGUUUCGGAGGAUGGCAGUGCUGUGUCUGCCACCAGCACCAUCAACCUCUAUUUUGGCUCCAAGGUCCUUUCUCGGGACAGUGGGAUCCUGUUUAAUAACGAGAUGGAUGACUUCAGCUCACCCAACUUCAUCAACCAGUUUGGGGUACCCCCCUCACCAGCCAACUUCAUCAGUCCAGGGAAGCAGCCACUUUCAUCUAUGUGCCCCUCAAUCAUUGUGGACAAGGACGGCAAGGUGCAGCUGGUGGUGGGAGCCUCGGGAGGGACGCAGAUCACCACAUCCACCGCACUGGUAUACGCGUCUUGCCUAACCCUUCCUGCCUCCAUCUCUCUCUGCCCUUGCUCCGGGGGCUGUGCUGACAUCUUGGCUAUCCUUUCCCGCCAGGCCAUCAUCAACAACCUGUGGUUUGGCUAUGACGUGAAGAGAGCAGUGGAAGAGCCCCGACUGCACAACCAGCUUUUGCCCAACACCACAACUAUAGAGAAAGACAUUGAUCCGGCGGUGGUUGCAGGCCUGAAGGAACGGAACCACUACACAGAGGUCACACCCACCUAUAUCGCUGUGGUUCAGGCCGUUGCGCGAACAUCCAGGGGUUGGGCGGCUGCCUCAGACUCCAGGAAAGGCGGGGAGCCAGCAGGCUACUGAGCGCUCAGAAGGGGCAAGACAGACCUGCCAUCCAGAGACGAGACACUGACCGGGAACAGGAGUGGGACUUUGGAGGACAUGCUGUCCCUGAGUGGGACCGAGCGAGCAGCAGAAUAAAUGGGAUCAGCUGCCAAGCUCCGGGAAGUCUUGCUGGUUGGACUUCUCACA
Messenger RNA from Cricetulus griseus (Chinese hamster), 2429 nucleotides. NCBI's taxonomy places the organism in Eukaryota, Metazoa, Chordata, Mammalia, Rodentia, Cricetidae. The record is from RefSeq and is a predicted model, not a curated record.